UGAAGUGAAGGGGCUCCUUGUUGGGCUUGGGCUAACUUCGCUUGCCUCGCCAUGUGGAUCUCAAGUUGGUCUCAGACGGGAUAGAGACAUGCAAAGGUUCUACCUUUUGAGCUCUUCAAUGGGGUGAUUUUGCGUCCAUGGCGUUCGGUUCUGCGAGAACCGCAAGCUGCAAGCGCAAGCACACCCAUGGGAGCUGGCUCAUCUAUUGGCAGCUGUGUUGAACGGCCUUGGUGCUGCACUCCCAUCUGCGAGCGAGAUGGAGUCUACCUGGACCUGGUCACAGCGAUUCCCAGCCAUGGUGUCGGCUGUGGCGCCUUCGACGAAGAAGUCAUCGAGGUUGAGUGUCCAGCUGGAGCGAUCUUCUUGGAGACGCUCCAAAGUUUGAAUGCCUUGGACAGGAAUUUUCUGUAUUUCUGUGGAACUUCGAACUUGGUAGCUGUCCGCUGGCUGUUGCGCUUUGGGGCAUCUCCAUUCGCCCAUGAUUCCAACAACACCACUGGCCUUCAUGUGGCGUGCAGAGCUGGCUCCACGUAUGUUCUACAAGAACUUCUGAAGCAUCGGCCUGCGCUGGAUCGAGCUGAUGUGGCUGGUUGGACUCCACUUCAUGUGGCUGCACGGAUGUCGCGGUGCAACAUUGUGGUGAUGUUGUUGAAGGCUGGAGCACCCACUGGCUCACGAAACAGCCAUGGAGAGCUUCCUUCUGAAAUGUGUUUGGAUGGCGGGACUCAUGCGGCGUUCAGCUCCUUCCAAGAGCAUUUGCUUCAAAGGCCUGAUGCUGAAGAUACCGAAGCUCCUCUUCCAACACCCUUUUUCACACCGCAGCAUCCGAUCGCCAGCUUCCGUGGCAGCCAAGAAGUGGCCCAAAUGUCGCUGCGCAUCUUCAACGGCGGCGCGCCGGGCUUUGGCGUCGCGUUCAUUCGGGCCACAGGGUUGGUGCACGACUACCCUCGAAGUGCAUCCAAGUUCCUUCUGCAAGAGAGCAUCGAUCGCAAGGACGGGACGGCAAUAUGGUUUGUUUGGGUGUGUUGAGUAAGCCCUAGGAGCUCCUAGUAGUGAACAUUGUUACCAGUAGUAAGGCCAGGAGCUACUAGUAGCGAUGGCCUCCAACCCAGUCGAACCCAG
This is a messenger RNA of Durusdinium trenchii, 1122 nucleotides long. NCBI's taxonomy places the organism in Eukaryota, Dinophyceae, Suessiales, Symbiodiniaceae. The record is from the annotation of a GenBank genome assembly.